Messenger RNA from Stylophora pistillata, 1726 nucleotides. RefSeq lists its product as uncharacterized. NCBI's taxonomy places the organism in Eukaryota, Metazoa, Cnidaria, Anthozoa, Scleractinia, Pocilloporidae. The record is from RefSeq and is a predicted model, not a curated record.
GACGACUCGCUCGUGAACAGAUAUACUCAAAUGGCGGAGGGUUCUUCGGCGGGUUUGCACCUUGACGAGGACAGUGGAGAAACACCAGGUCAACUACUUUUGAUGGUAUAUCAAUUUGUGGAAAUAUAGGUGGUUUGCAACCAAUCUCUAGAGACACAGAUGUCCCUCCACUAGAGGAUAUGUCAGAACUGAUUAAUCAAGUCAACAAAUUACGAGAAAAUGUGACAGCUAAUCCUUCGUGUGAUCAAUCGGUAACAACUGAAGACAUGCAGCCAAAGAAGAAGGCAGUGUCCUCUCAGGGUCACAAGUCUGCUCAAAAUGAGAAGGCAUUUGGUGGAUUCAAGAAAGGUUUUCUGAUGAAUUCAAAACCUAAAAAGGAAACCUCCAACCCUAUGUCAAAACCUAUCAAGAAAGAUGCUGAUAUUCCUGUCAUCAAACCCAGAAAUCCCAAACAAAAGGGAAUGGAAAUUCAAGAAGUUCAAGAGGCAAUGAAAUCUAGUGGUGAACCAAGCUUGGAAGACAAAGACUGGGUUACUGAGGAUCUUUUGAAGAUAGUUCAGCAUGAACCUGCACUAUUAAACAGGCUCAUGGAUCCUAAGUUUAGAGCAGCUCUGGAACAAGUGGAAACAGAUCCUGUGAAAGCAUUGUCCAUGCUUCAAAAGGACCCAGAAAUGCAGAAAGUCAUGCAGGAGUUUGGUGGGCUGAUAGGGGAUUAUUUCACUGCUCUUGGAGAUUCCUAUGCUAAAGCCAAAGUAAACGGUGCUCAAGGAAGUGACAUUGGCAUGACAGAGAGAUCAAGAACAAGUCAACAGACUGCUGUACCCCCCUCCCCAGAGGAUGAGGCCAAAAUGAGAGAUAUUUUAUCAGACCCAGAAGUGAUGGAAGUGCUUCAAGAUCAUCAAAUACAGAGAUUAUUACCCAUGAUGAAAAACAAUCCGGAGGCAGCACAAUUGGAAGUUAACAAAGCUACUCCAGAAAUGAGGGCAAAGUUACAGAAACUGGUGGAAGUGGGACUGCUGGGCUUUGCUCAGUGACCCAUCUUAAAUUCCUGGAGCUGAACUCAGAUAUUAUGUACCAAGAGAGCAAAGAGAAAUGAGAUUAUUGUGCUUAAACAUUAGAAUGGAUUUAUCCACUGUGCUAACGUACAAAAAACAACCUUGUGGAUAGUGUCAUUUUGAUGGUUACUAAGCACUUUAUCAAUCUUUUAAUUCUCAGUACCUUCACAAAUCCCCUCACCACUUAAGUCAUUAAAGAAAACUGCUUCAACAAUAUUUUUCCUUACCGUUACUUACAGUGGCAAAACAACAGAUACCUACUGGAGUGCAUACCAGGAAACAGACUGUACAAAAACUUAUUUGGAAAGAAAAAAUCCUCUUAAAAGCUACCCAUAACUUAACAAAUAAUCCUUCUGCAAUACUCUCCAAGGCCCUAUUGCAACUGAUUAGGUGGCGAAUCUGACAACUGUUACACACUACUAUUAGCAUGGGCAAGCAAGUGAAGUAAACAUGUUUUUGAUAAGCAGAUCUACGAAUGAACACGGGAAAGUGUCCACUAUUUGUGACUAGAAGCUUUUAACCUUGUAGAGGUUACACAUUCCUGUUGUGACUGAAUGAGUUUGAAAUUCCUUUUUAAACUGAGUGGCACUCUGACUGCAUUAAAUACAAAAGAGUAAGAGUGCCCACAGUGUUACAAUCAUCAUGUUGAUAAUAAAGUUGAGAUUAAUGCA